Ceutorhynchus assimilis (cabbage seed weevil) is the source of this 1635-nucleotide messenger RNA. NCBI's taxonomy places the organism in Eukaryota, Metazoa, Arthropoda, Insecta, Coleoptera, Curculionidae. The record is from the annotation of a GenBank genome assembly.
AUGUCUACAGCAGCGGAAAGAAAGUCGCUGUAUAAUUUAUCGAGAGCGCUGGAUUCUGAAGCAGCAAUUAAAAAAUUUCAAGUAAUGUAUUUAACCUUGGAUUCAACUAUGGAGGCUUUGGGUUCGGUUGUGGAUGAAAUUCAUGAGCUUCAAUUGGAGAUUAAGGCUGAUUAUGUACCGGAUUAUGGUUGGCUUACUGCGAUCAUUCAAUAUUUGGUUGGUAGGUUGUGCGGUCCUGCUUUGGGAAUUUGUGCGGGCAUUUCUAUAAUUGGUGAUAAUUAUAAUAUUGUUUAUAAGGCUUUAACAGAUAGAUAUGAGAACAAAAGGGUUUUAGCGAAUACGUAUUUACAGCAGAUUUUUGAAUUUAGAUCGCUAAACGGCGAGUCCGAGCGAAAUUUGAAUUUGUUUCUGGAAAGGUUUGAUGUUGCGGUUUCAGCUCUUAAAAGAAUAAAUUUACCGGACUUAGCGGAUUUCAUUUUAUUACAUCAGGCUUUGGCAAAAUUAGACAGUGAAACGGUAAGAGCUUUUGAGAUGGAAUUUAGGGAUGCCAAAGAUAUUCCAACUUAUGCGGAUUUAGUUAAUUUUGUACAGUUUCAAUCAAAAAUUUUAUAUCUUAAUAAACCUAGCACGUCUGGGUCAAGUCCUGGUUUAAAGGGACGAAACUAUAAUCCUAAAGAUCAAAAAAUAUUCUUUACCCAACAGGACAACAAGAAGGUUAAUAGUUGUAACUUUUGUCAAAACAAUGGUCAUUAUUUGGGACGAUGCGAACAAUUCAAGGCACUUACUCCCAGUAAAAGGUAUGAAACGGUCAGAGGUAAUGGAUGGUGUUUCAAUUGUUUAUCGGCUAAGCAUGGCGUUAGGGAUUGCCCAAUAAAUAGGGUAUGUACGCAGUGCGAAAAGAAACAUCACGUUUUAUUACAUGCGGGCAGAUCAGAUUCGGCAAGAAGCCCAAGAAAGGAUCCCCCUAGCGCAGCGGGUGAAAAUGGGGAUGGAUUGGAUGCUAGAGAUGGAGGUGAGGUUCUUUCAUGCUCGACAACAGAAAAAAAUUAUAGCACCAAAUACACAACAUUGCUAUCUACGGUGGUCGUUGAUGUGAUUAAUAGUUCGGUUCCGAAUCGUACGGCGCGAUUGCUAUUGGAUUCGGGCAGUCAAGUAAAUUUGUUGACGGUUGAAUGGUGCAAGAAGUUGGGAUUGAAAGUUUCAAAGUGUUUCUCUUCGGUUCAAGGCGAUAAUGCGCAAGCGGUGAGAGGCAUGACAAAUUUAGCUAUUGCAUCUCGGCAUAAUUCAGAGAGGAUAUUUUCUAUCAAUGUAAUCUUGGUAGACAAAAUCACGGACAAACUACCCAGAGAUAAUGUGGAUUUGAGAGCAAUUCCAGGGUUAAAAGGGGUAUCGCUUGCCGAUGAUAAAUUUGAUCAACCCGGAGAAAUCCAUGGGAUUAUUGGAGCAGAACUUUUUGCAACAAUCUUGGGGAAAAAUAAAAUAUUGGGUGUGUCGCGGUCACCAGUGGCGAUUCAAACAGCGUUCGGUUAUGUGGUUAUGGGCCCAAAAAUAAAAUCUCUCGAACAUACCGAUAAGGGACGCAUAAAUGCUACUGAUGUUUUGAAUAAAUUCGUAACAGCCAGCGACGAGCGUUGA